AUUCACCGAGAUUCCCACGGUUCGACCACGCCAAGCCAAUGGAGGAGAGCAACCGGAGUAAGUGGGCGCGUUCGUCGUCGGGAGGAAAAUAAUCACUGACGUUCCCGUCGCUUGCUAUUUGUAUGGCGGCGGUACGCUACCGUUGGUGAUGGAUUGCAAAGGACCAAUUACAACGCUCCAUGGGACAGCGCUGUAGAAAGGUAGCCAAUCAGUUGCCUAGCUCUAGCUGUCAUUCAACCCCGAUUCUGGCGGGUAGGCGGGACGUUCGCUCGGCUGUAGUUCCGUCAUCUCGCUCGUCUCCGAGGCUACAGGGGGCCAAUGUUGAUUAGGGCGAAUUCCCGUCGUUGUCGGAGCCCGCCGAGGAACCAUUUUUAAAAGCUGGGUUCGGUAACGAAAGGUGGAAGGCUUUUGGUUGAUAAUAUUGCAUCCCCGCCGUCGGCAUAGCUGUUUUUCUGGGCUGGGGGAGAGGUGGCGAGCCGGGGGGCCUCGCUCGGAGGGGGCUGCAAGGAGGGACAGGAGAAGACUGGAUCCUCCGUGUUCAGGCCAACUGCGCCGAGGUCGGCCUGGCAGUCCAGUGAAGCCCCAGCGACCGAGACACCACAGCGAUAGUUCCCCGUGGAUUUAAACUCGAUUCCGGUCGCCGGUGGAGGGAUGACCGUGGAGUGAGUGAGUCCGCUGCACCGUCUCUCCGUGGCACCGCAUCUCCGUGGCACCGCAUCAGCAGCUGUCAGCCUAUUAAGGAGCAAAACCUCGGAGUGAACGCUUGCUAACUAUAACAGCUGGAUUUAAGGAGCACCAUUCAGACCUAAUCGAGCUUUGACCGGCGUGCCAAGGCUGUAGGGUGGCCAAAAAGCCACGGAUCGCCCGUUGACAAGUUGUCAUCAUGGGCAACGCGCCCACGGCCAGGAAGGGCAGCGAGAUGGAAAGCGUCAAGGAGUUCCUUGUUAAAGCCAAAGAGGACUUUCUAAAGAAGUGGGAGAUCCCUGCACAGAACACGGCUGGCCUGGAGCAGUUUGAGAGGUUGAAAACCCUCGGCACGGGCUCAUUUGGCCGUGUGAUGCUGGUGAAGCACAAAGAAACGGGACAGCAUUAUGCCAUGAAGAUCCUCAACAAGCAGAAGGUGGUGAAGCUCAAACAAAUAGAGCACACUCUGAAUGAGAAGAGGAUCCUUCAGGCUGUCAGCUUCCCUUUUCUGGUGCGACUAGAGUACUCAUUCAAGGACAACACUAACCUCUACAUGGUGAUGGAGUAUGUUCCAGGUGGAGAGAUGUUCUCCCAUCUACGGAGAAUUGGCAGAUUUAGUGAGCCACACGCUCGUUUCUACGCUGCUCAGAUCGUCCUAACCUUCGAGUAUCUGCACGCUUUGGACCUGAUCUACAGAGACCUGAAACCUGAGAACCUGCUCAUAGACCAACAGGGAUACAUACAGGUGACAGAUUUUGGCUUUGCCAAACGUGUAAAGGGCCGGACCUGGACACUGUGUGGCACCCCAGAAUAUCUGGCCCCAGAGAUCAUUCUCAGCAAGGGGUAUAACAAGGCAGUAGACUGGUGGGCGCUGGGGGUACUGGUUUAUGAGAUGGCAGCAGGGUACCCGCCUUUCUUUGCUGACCAGCCCAUUCAGAUCUACGAAAAGAUCGUAUCAGGGAAGGUGCGUUUCCCAUCUCACUUCAGCUCUGACCUGAAGGACCUCCUGAGGAACCUGUUACAGGUGGAUCUAACAAAACGUUACGGAAACCUCAAGAACGGGGUCAACGACAUCAAGGGACACAAAUGGUUUGCAACCACUGACUGGAUUGCGAUCUACCAGAAAAAGGUGGAAGCUCCCUUCGUCCCCAAGUUCAAAGGACCAGGCGACACCAGCAACUUUGACGACUACGAAGAGGAGGAGAUCCGUGUCUCCUUUAAUGAGAAAUGUGCCAAGGAGUUUGCGGAGUUCUAGAGUUAGAAAGUGAGAGAGGAAGGGAGUAGGGAGAGUCAAAGGUAAGCUGGUCAAGUGGGAGACGUAAGGAGGAAGUACUGUCUCCUGUCCAAUCACAAGCACCAGCUACAAACAGAGGGGGGAAAUGGGAUAGAGAAGGGAAAAAGAGCAAGGAGACUGAUAACCAGCAGUGUUGCCUUUUCUGUUGUAUUUAAUUUAUUAUUCUGUCUUAUUUAUGGAUCCCUUUAUAAUGAAGGCGUGCUUCAGAUUCAUGGGUGUUGGGAAGCCCACUUAUUUAGAGUUGCCUCUACACAUUUUAACACAAGAUCUUCCCGGCUCUUCUAUUGUUUCAUUCAUCAUUUAGUCACUUUUGGGCCACAUCACAGAGAAAGUCGGUUCUACUCUCCUGCAGGUUACAUGAAUUACAUGAUGCGUGGUGCAAGUCGAGGUCUCAGUCUGCACAAAGGUUUCUUAAAUUUAAACUGAAAACCUUCUCGUUGUUUCGUUAGCAAGUCGAAGUUGGCCAAAAGAAAAACAUAAAGUGGACGCAUUGCAUGCUCAAACAGGUUUCCGUCAGAUACAAGUGACACUUGGGGGGGGGGGGGGGUCACUAAAGUUUACUCCAUCUAUACUUCUUAUCAUUGUAGGCAUAGCCAGGUUUGUGAACUCCAUGUGGCUGAAAUGUGGCUCCAAUGAUAUCAUGUCAGGUUAACAAACAUGGACAUUUGGAUGGUUAUAUCUCAGUUUAAUGGUGUAGUGACGGAACAUUAUAACAUAAUGGUAUCUCAGGUUUGAACAUAUCACUUAAUAAGACAUUUUAUCAACAGAAAGCGUUAGGAUUAGCAGGUUAAGAAGACGUGUGAGACACUUGCUUAUGAUAUAGAUUUGGGAAUAUACAGUUCUGGUAAGCACUUAAAGGAACAUAAGGGAAUAUUAAGACUUUUGGUUUGCGUUUUCCAAAUGUUUCCUUCCAGAACAUUUGGUUUUAAAACGUGACAAAUCUGAUUUCAAAGCACUCGCUGUUUCUGCUCAGAGCUCACCUACUAGUCAAGUUGAUGCAGCAUUUUGAAUCAACCAUUAGGCCCUCCCACGAAUAGAGACCAUCCGAGGCAGAUUACCUUAAAACUGCGUCUGGUUGGUGCUCGAUGUGUUUUUGUUCAUCUCCCCAGCCCUCUCCUCUUAUCACUUGCUAAGUUGAGCCACACUCCAUGCGACAGUCUUACAUUUGACAGAGACUCUUUCCCAUCUCUCUGUUUACAUGCUUAAUUUUUUUUCCAUGCAAAGAUGACUCCAUUAAACAAGUUAGAAGAAGGUAGAGCACCUGGAGUUUAAGAGAGCUCAGACGAUACAAAAAAACAUCUCAGUGCACAGGAUACAAGCGGCCUGUUUAAAGUGCAAAAAGCUCUUCAGGUGCUCAAUGCCUCUUUAGCUCUUGAGCUACUAUGGCAAAUAACUGAAGCGAUGCGACAAAAUGGUGGUCUUACGGAGUUUAUCAAAGAAGACGUAGUGACAUUAGUGUCUGUUUCAAACAUUAAAAUGCCUUCUUCAUAGCUGUGUUGUGCCACCAAAAUUAAUAUGUUCCCUUUUGGUUCCAAGAGGUGCUCCAGUUCUUGUCUGAUCGCUUUAAAAAUCCAGAUAAGUUUGAUGCACACAAGUCCUUCCUGUCCAAAUUAAAAAUGACACAUUUACAAGUUAACAUCAGUGUAAAUUCAAGGUGGGCUAAAUGAGAUGAUGUGAGGUCUAUGUAGCCCACAUUUCAUGGCCGGAUUAUCCAGCUAGUGGGGUCUGGGCCCCUAUUAACCCAUCCUCCCUCUCUCUGUACAUUAGACAGUAUCACUAUGCUGGAAUAUGACAUGACCCCAGUUUUACUGUGCUGUAAUUUGACUUAAACACUACUUUGUGAAUAUGCAUCAUGUAAGCACAUCAUUAGCAGAAUUAAUGAAGGUCUUAAAGGGCAAGUGAUUCAGCGUUGCACUUGAAUAAAACUUGCAAAAGACUUGCAGCAGAGGCUUGGAUUUAUAUAACUGUCACAUCAUACGGGAUGGAUGGUAGAGCGGGGAAAGAUUCUAAUGUCGACGUGCGACUCAAUCUGACAACUUUUAUAGUCUAUUUUCUUUGACAAGUAAAGAAGCAGGAUCUAUCUAAAGUCCCGUUCUAGUGUCAGAUAAAGUUGUGCUUUAGUAAUGUGUUUAAUUAAGUUAUAUUACUACAAACCAACUCAUACAGUGGACCUGGGGCUGUUGGGGGCUAUGGGCAGUUGCUUUCCUAGUUGGUAGCCUCAACAGUGUCCAUAAAAAAAAAGGAUUUGGAUUAUUUUCAUAGAAAUGAGUCACAGUACAAGGUGACCAAAACGGUUGAUCCCCUCCCCCAUACACCCACUACUUUUCAUAUUGUUCUUUUUGAUUGAGAUGUGAAACAGCUGAAAAACAUUUCAUUGAUCAAUCUUGAGUGAAAAAUGAUAUUGGCAGAUUAAUGGUGGCAAGAGCUACAAAGUUGACACUCGGUUUCAGCCGGCUUAUUGGUUAUUAUGACUAAUUUAACUUUUAUUUUCCUUAUUCUUAUUAUUAUGACAUUGUUGUAAACCAAUUGUUGAGAAUUCACACUCGCUGUAUUACCUCCAUGUCAAGUUUAAUGUUGACUAUAUCAUCAUGGACAAAAUGUUUGAAGUUCUAAUAUUAUUCCGUGUCUCCUCGAUGUUUUUUGCAGUGAUACAACUUCCUCUUGAUGCAGGCACAAUGCUGGUACAUACUGUCGCACUUUUUAGGGAAAUGAGACCCCCAUGUAAACCAUGUUAACCCACUCCCCCCGCACACAUACAUACACACACACACACACACACACUGCAAAGGGAAGCGUCUAAAGUCACGGGAACAGUGACAUAAAAACACGAAGUGUAAUAUUUUGCAACAUGAGUAUCAUUCCAAUAAAGUUUUACUUGUAAAAUUCUA
Molecule: messenger RNA, 4866 nt
Organism: Trematomus bernacchii (emerald rockcod)
Lineage: Eukaryota; Metazoa; Chordata; Actinopteri; Perciformes; Nototheniidae
Product: cAMP-dependent protein kinase catalytic subunit alpha
Exons: 11
Coding region: 884-1939 (351 amino acids)
Biological process (GO): peptidyl-serine phosphorylation
Cellular component (GO): cAMP-dependent protein kinase complex; nucleus
Molecular function (GO): cAMP-dependent protein kinase activity; ATP binding; protein kinase A regulatory subunit binding
Source: RefSeq, a predicted model, not a curated record